CGACUCGGCCGAGAGCAACCAUCAAGUACAUGAGGUCCCUUGAAUGCUCAGAAGUCAAAAGUCAGAAUUAUCAUUCACCGUUCUUGGAGUGAAAAAUCCAUAUUAGCCGCCAGAAUCAUGAAGGUCCUGAUCGCCGGCGCAACAGGGGGCAUCGGCAGCCAAGCCCUCCGACAGAGCCUCGCCCAUCCGCGCAUCACCAAAGUCGUCACCUUCACUCGGAGAAGCCUAUCGCUUGAACACCCCAAGCUGGAGAGCAUAUUGAUCAAGAACUUUGAAGAGUGGCCCGAACACGUGUUGAGCCAGCAUGCAGAUGCCGCUGGGAUAAUUUGGUGUAUCGGUUCAUACAGCGGUGACGAGAAACUCGACUUUGAAUACUCGGUCGCUUUCAUGGAGGCCAUGGUGCAGGUUUUGGAUGCGAAGAAGAGGGACGCACCCUUCCGAUACGUUCACCUCAGCGGCAAAUUCGUCCGUCAAGAUCAAAGCCUUAACUUGUGGUGGGGAGACCGACCACGCAAGCUCAAGGGGAAGUCCGACACUGCAGCCCUCGAGAUGGCAGAGAAGCACGCCGCUGCGUGGCACACGCACGUUGUCAAGCCAGGAGGCGUGGCGCAUCACCCAUGGCAAGCCCUGGGUGUUUGGUUGAUGGGAGACAAUUGGGCCGUGAGAGGCCAGGAGCUGGGUGCUUUCAUGGCGUAUCUAGUUGUCGAUGGCCAAGGGGAAAGCUCGACUAUCCUCAACAAUCGCAUCGCUCAGAAAGGGAGGGCAUUGCUACGAGAAGCGUGAAGGCCAAUUGCCGGGAGGGCAGUUCGCAACAGAAUAACA
Molecule: messenger RNA, 822 nt
Organism: Emericellopsis atlantica
Lineage: Eukaryota; Fungi; Ascomycota; Sordariomycetes; Hypocreales; Bionectriaceae
Exons: 3
Coding region: 118-783 (221 amino acids)
Source: RefSeq, a predicted model, not a curated record